CCAACUCUAGCCUCAACCGCGUUAGAAAAUACAGCGACAGACUGCAACGACUGAUAAACGGACAUGACGAAGCAUAGCAAGAACAACACAGCAUCCUCCAUAUUCUCCUAUGCCGAAUAUAAGAAGCUUGACUACGGAACGAAAAAGCAACGCCUUGGAAAUGAAUCUAUGCGACGCUUUGAUUCUUGCGCUCUAUGCCUAAACAGCGCUCGAGAACCUCUAUCGUGUCAUGAGGGGCAUCUUUUCUGUAAAGAAUGCGUGUACACCGACCUCCUCACACAGAAAAAGGAUAUCAAACAACAGAAAGAGAAACUGGAAAUGAUGAAGAAGGAGGUUGAGGAGGAAAAGGAGCGGGCUAGGCAAGCUGCUCGCGAGCGGGUUAUUCUGGAGUUUGAGAAGGGCCAGUUAGGGCUUGCGGCUGUAUCAGUGACGGGAACGACGUCUGCUGGAGAGUCAAAGGAGGAUGGUCGGGGAACCAAGCGUAAAUUUGCGUUCUACUCGUCCAAGGUCGAGAACCUUGCUCAAGAAGCUGAAGAAGCUGCCCUUCAACAGAUAGAACGAGAACAGGCGGCAGCCCUGCGGAACAAGCUUCCAGAUUUCUGGUUACCAUCCUUGACGCCUACCUACUCAUCUAUUGGGCCACCUCAGACGAUCAAAGAUGUGAAGCUACAGACCACAUGCCGAGGCGGGAAUCCUGCUCAUUCAAUUGCGUUGAAGAAUCUCAUUCCAGUCAAAUUCACCUUCUAUUCCAAGACGAAAUCUGCCGGUUCUGAGGCUGCCGGAAAGAAUGAUGAAUCCCAACCGAUGUGCCCGUCUUGCAAAAAAAUCUUGUCAAACAGUAUGCUGAUGUUCCUCAUGAAACCCUGUGGUCAUGUGGUCUGCAAAACGUGUACUGAAUCGUUGGUACAACCUUCCCACGAGUGCAUCGUCUGCGAUGUCAAAUUGUCAGAGAAGGAUGUCAUCGAACUAAAAAGAGAAGGAACGGGAUUCGCUGGAGGGGGACUCGCAGAAGCAUCGAAAACGGGUGUUGCUUUUCAAGGUUAAGCAGGAAUCUCUAUUUCUGUUACAGUGCGGUAUCGUGUUCUUAACUCUCCAAAUACAUUUCAAUUGUAUCAAAUCCGGUCGACAGACGUUCUC
Guyanagaster necrorhizus is the source of this 1137-nucleotide messenger RNA. RefSeq lists its product as uncharacterized. Gene Ontology annotation, cellular component: nucleus. NCBI's taxonomy places the organism in Eukaryota, Fungi, Basidiomycota, Agaricomycetes, Agaricales, Physalacriaceae. The record is from RefSeq and is a predicted model, not a curated record. Bases 64 to 1044 code for a protein of 326 amino acids. Gene Ontology annotation, molecular function: ubiquitin protein ligase activity. The transcript is spliced from 7 exons.